AUGGCUGAUCAAAUCCUCGAGCAAGUUCGCGAUCUGGCGGAGGGUCAGAUUGAUUUUGAAGGCCAGAAACUGGCAGACCUGCUUGCGACCAUCGUCCUCUCGGCAUCUGGAGUUCUCUCCUUCAUCAUCGGUUACUUGCUUCAAGAUAUCAAGCUCGCAGUCUACGUAGGGUUGGCCGGAACCGUUCUUACUUUCCUCCUCGUUGUACCCCCCUGGCCCUUCUACAAGCAACACCCAGUCAAGUGGUUGGAACCAGGCUCAAGAACUGGCACUGGAUCAGUACAUGGGAUGCAGAACAUGGCUACAAUAGAGAAAUCAGGAUAG
Molecule: messenger RNA, 324 nt
Organism: Colletotrichum graminicola M1.001
Lineage: Eukaryota; Fungi; Ascomycota; Sordariomycetes; Glomerellales; Glomerellaceae
Product: microsomal signal peptidase 12 kDa subunit
Exons: 3
Coding region: 1-324 (107 amino acids)
Biological process (GO): protein targeting to ER
Cellular component (GO): signal peptidase complex; endoplasmic reticulum membrane
Source: RefSeq, a predicted model, not a curated record